Boleophthalmus pectinirostris (great blue-spotted mudskipper) is the source of this 1062-nucleotide messenger RNA. It is a transcript of the gene st6galnac5a, whose product is annotated as ST6 (alpha-N-acetyl-neuraminyl-2,3-beta-galactosyl-1,3)-N-acetylgalactosaminide alpha-2,6-sialyltransferase 5a. The record is from RefSeq and is a predicted model, not a curated record. Gene Ontology annotation, molecular function: alpha-N-acetylgalactosaminide alpha-2,6-sialyltransferase activity. The transcript has 5 exons. NCBI's taxonomy places the organism in Eukaryota, Metazoa, Chordata, Actinopteri, Gobiiformes, Gobiidae. The coding region runs from base 1 to 1062 and encodes 353 amino acids. Gene Ontology annotation, biological process: oligosaccharide metabolic process; ganglioside biosynthetic process.
AUGAAGACACCCAUGCGUCACGGGGUGGCGGUGCUCCUCGUGCUGCUCCUGUGCGCGAGCCUUUUCCUCGUGUACAACGGCAACUUCAGCGGAGCCGGCGCACGAGACCGGGACGCCAACGACACCUCCGCCCCCGCCGCCCACGUCCGACCGGCUCCCGAGCACGUUCAGAGGCGACCCACCAGCGCUCCUCUCCCUCAGACCCGAGCAGAGGAGAAAGAAGAGGAGCUGGCCCCAGUGCUCCAGGGAUACAGCGGGAUCAUAGACCACAAGCCUCUCCGCAUGCACUGCCGCACCUGCUCGUUGGUCACCAGCUCGGGGCACCUGAUCGGAGGAGGACGGGGCGCCGAGAUCGACGGGGCCCAGUGCGUCAUCCGGAUGAACGACGCCCCCACCUCCACGCAGCGCACCGACUACACGCGCGACGUCGGCCGAAGGACCUCCCUGCGCGUCAUCGCCCACUCCAGCCUCCAGAGGGUGCUCCGGAGCCGCCACGAGCUGCUCAACGCCACCAGGGACGCCGUGUUCAUCUUCUGGGGCCCGAGCAGCUACAUGAGGAGGGACGGUAAAGGACUCAUCUACAACAACCUGAGGCUCCUGAGCCAGCUCCUGCCCAAGCUGAAGGUCUACAUCGUCUCCUGGCAGAAGAUGCAGCAGUUUGAUGAGAUCUUCAAGAAGGAGACCGGAAAAGACAGGAGGAUCUCAAACUCGUGGUUGAGCACCGGCUGGUUCACCAUGACCAUCGCCCUGGAGCUGUGUGACACCAUCAACGUGUACGGCAUGGUGGCCCCCGACUUCUGCAGGGAGCCGGAGCACCAGUCCGUGCCGUACCACUACUACGAGCCUCGCGGGCCGGACGAAUGCGCCAUGUACAUCUCCCACGAGCGCGGUCGCCGUGGCAGCCACCACCGCUUCAUCACCGAGAAACGCGUCUUCGCCAAGUGGGCACGGACGUUUGACAUCCACUUCUACCAACCGGACUGGAGCCCCCCGCCGCUGCCGGCCAAUCAGACGGCGGAGGGGGCGGGAACUAGCGCGCCCGUUGGACCGCACAAAACGUGA